AUGGACUUUGCGGCGUUGUUGCGAGAAGAGAAGCGCAAGGCGGUGGCAGCUCGCCAACAGGCUACCGCUACGGGCGUCAUCCAAGACCAGUCACUGGUGUCUCCCUCUGUAGACGGUGCCGUCGAAUGUCCAACCCUCGACGCUACCCCUCUGCCGUUCCGACAUCGACUUCCAGUGGACCUAAACUCGUAUCAAGUGUGCAAAUCGAAGGUUUCUUCGGUGUACUACAUUCCGAAUUGGCUCUCGGGGGACGAGGAAGCCGCAAUUCUCGAACGCGUGCAUGCCGCGCCAUCGUCGGCAUGGGUUCAGCUCAAGCACCGUCGGCUGCAGGUAUGGGGCGGGUCUGUCACUAACACGUACACGCCGACACCCCUUCCAUCGUGGCUGCAAGUGCUCUCCGCCAGUCUAGUGGACACGCGCGUCUUUGACUCGACCCAUGCCCCCAACCACGCGUUGAUCAAUGAGUACAAACGUGGCGAUUGCAUCCUCCCCCAUGAAGACGGACCCAUGUACCAUCCCCUCGUGGCGAUCGUGAGCUUGGGCGCCGACGCUGUCAUGACCUUUCGACGCCAUCUUCGCCACCUCAACCAGUCCGAUGACCCAUUCGAGUUGAACGUCGAGCGCCGCAGCUUGCUCGUGUUCAUGCACGAAGCGUACACGCAGUACCUUCACAGCAUCGACAACGUCGUCCAAGGCACUCGUGUAUCGCUAACCAUUCGCCACGCGUUACAGCACUCGUGA
Molecule: messenger RNA, 741 nt
Organism: Aphanomyces astaci
Lineage: Eukaryota; Oomycota; Saprolegniomycetes; Saprolegniales; Verrucalvaceae
Exons: 3
Coding region: 1-741 (246 amino acids)
Source: RefSeq, a predicted model, not a curated record